Messenger RNA from Xiphias gladius (swordfish), 2157 nucleotides. RefSeq names its product luteinizing hormone/choriogonadotropin receptor (gene lhcgr). Gene Ontology annotation, biological process: luteinizing hormone signaling pathway; ovulation cycle process; ovarian follicle development. Gene Ontology annotation, molecular function: luteinizing hormone receptor activity. The record is from RefSeq and is a predicted model, not a curated record. Gene Ontology annotation, cellular component: membrane. NCBI's taxonomy places the organism in Eukaryota, Metazoa, Chordata, Actinopteri, Istiophoriformes, Xiphiidae.
AUGUAUGUGGAGACAGCAACAACAACAACGUGGACUUCGCUGCCAGUGCUCUUGUCUGUUGUAUUCUUCUAUGGAGGCAAGUGCGCCUCGGGGUUCGCCUGCCAAGGGAUCUGCCGCUGUUUGUCCAACACAGUCCGACGCAACACAGUGGCAGAAGGGUCUGCUCUGAUGUUGGGCCCCGAAGAGAAGAGACUGUUUCUCUAUCAUAUUUCAAGCCAUUCCUUCCCGGGUUUGAAAGGAGUCCAGAGGAUUGAGAUUGCUCAGAGCAUAACCCUGGAAACCAUUGAGACAUUAGCGUUUAAUAACCUUCUCAACCUGUCUGAAAUCUCAAUCCGGAACACGAAGAGUCUGAUGCGCAUUGGCAGAAGGACAUUUAACAACCUUCCCAAACUACAUCACCUGAGCGUCUCAAAUACUGGGAUAACAGUUUUCCCUGAAAUAACAUCUAUCAAUUCUCUUGAAUCAGAGUUUAUCUUGUAAGUACAUGACAAGAAACACAUUACAUUGCGACGCAUUGCCAAUGAAUACAUUACAACGAACCUGUACAACAACGGCAUCAGAGAAAUACAUGACCAGGCCUUCAAUGGGACGAAGAUAGAUAAGCUGGUCUCAAAGAAUAACCGAAACCUCAGAGUGAUCCACAGAGACGCUUUCAAAGGAGCCGCGGGCCCUGGGGUCUUGGACGUAUCUGCGACAGCUCUCGUAAAGUUACCACCACGGGGCCUGGAGUCAGUUCUGGUGUUGUUAGCUCAGUCGGCAUACGCCUUGAAGAAUCUGCCUCCUCUGCAGGGACUGUGGAGCCUGCGAGAGGCCCACAUCACCUACAGCGGUCACUGCUGUGCACUGCUGAGCUGGAAUGCACACAGGGACUUUCCAGUUAAUCCUGCAUGGACUAAUGGCUCUACAUAUUGUGAUGAGAGUGAUCCGUCAGCAAGGGAUCAGCGUGUGACUUGAGGUUCAGCACACACAACUCUAGCUAUGGACAUGCCACUUUUCUUAGAUGUUGACCCAUUUGUCAAGGAUGAAAUUUUUGGAGAUGUAAAUUUACAAUAUCCAGAACUGGACUUCUGUCAGACCGGACCAACUUUGGUUUGCACAGCUGAAGCAGAUGCUUUCAAUCCCUGGGAGGACAUUGCAGGUUUCAGUUUUCUCAGAGUGGCCAUUUGGUUUAUCAACGUGCUAGCUAUAGCAGGUAACCUGAACGUGCUCCUGGUCUUCUUUACCAGCCGAAACAAGAAGAUGGUGCCUCGCUUCCUCAUGUGCCAUCUGGCUUUUGCUGACCUCUGCAUUGGGAUCUACCUUCUGGUGAUAGCGACCGUAGACCUGCGCACACGUGGUUACUACAGUCUACAUGCCAUCGAAUGGCAGACAGGGCCGGGUUGUAGUGCUGCAGGCUUCCUCUCCGUGUUUGGUGGGGAGCUGUCAGUCUACACACUUUCCACCAUCAUCCUGGAGCGCUGGCACCCCAUCGCCAAUGCUUUACAGAUAGAGCGCCGUCUGGUACUCACACAGGCAGCAAGUAUAAUGGCAGCUGGUUGGUUCAUCUGCCUUGGGAUGGGGAUGCUGCCCCUGCUUGGUGGGAGCAGUUACACCAAAGUCAGCAUGUGCUUACCCAUGGACAUAGAGACUCCUCUGGCUCAGGCCUUCAUCAUAAUCAUCCUGCUCUUCAACGUGGGCACCUUCAUUGUUGUGUGCGUUUGUUAUGUGCUGAUCUAUCUGGCUCUAAAGAACCCCGAAUUCCCUGGACGAAGCGCUGACACCAAGAUUGCAAAGCGCAUGGCUGUACUCAUCUUCACGGAUUUUCUCUGCAUGGCACCUAUCUCCUUCUUUGCCAUCUCUGCUGCCUUCAAAGUCCCCCUCAUCACAGCAACUAAUGCCAAGAUUCUGCUGGUCCUCUUCUUCCCCAUUAAUUCUUGUGCCAAUCCGUUCCUCUAUUCUAUCUUCACCAAGGCUUCCAGAAAGGAUGCAUAUCAGCUCCUGAGUGCCAUGGGCUGCUGUAAAAACAAGGCCGGUGUUUUUCGCAUGAAGGCCUACUGCUCAGAAAAUGCCACCAAGAGCGACCUGGGAUCCAAUAAUAAAGGGCUCCCCGUGGGAACGGGGCUGGCUGCCGUGUCGCUGCAGGGCCAUCCCCUGAAAGAGGAAAUACAGCUCACCUGA